CAUCCGUCACACUUGAGAAAACCCUACCUCCUUCAACUUCCAAAUCUCAAAGCCACCUCUCUCUCUCUCUCUCGCUCUCUCUAUCUCUCUCUCUGUUUUGGGAAAAUCGGAGGAAUGGCUUCGGCGCAGCAAACGAAGCUCCGAUGGGGGGAGCUGGAGGAGGACGACGGGGAGGACCUGGACUUUCUGCUUCCUCCGAGGCAGGUGAUCGGGCCCGACGAGAACGGUAUCAAGAAGGUCAUAGAGUACAGGUUCAACGACGAUGGCAACAAGGUCAAGAUAACCACCACCUCUCGGACUCGCAAGCUCGCCAACGCCCGCCUCAGCAAGCGCGCCAUCGAACGCCGCUCCUGGCCCAAGUUCGGCGAUGCAGUCCACGAGGACGUCGGUAGCCGCCUCACUAUGGUUUCGACCGAGGAGAUCCUCCUUGAACGCCCUAGGGCACCAGGUAGCAAACCAGAAGAACCGAAAGCUGGAGGAGACUCAUUGGCUCAACUUAGUAAAGGAGGUGCCGUCCUCAUGGUUUGCAGGACUUGUGGUAAGAAGGGUGACCACUGGACUUCACGGUGCCCUUACAAGGAUCUCGCUCAACCAGCAGAGGGAUUCGUUGAUAAGCCUGCUGUAUCAGAAGCCACAACUGCUGCUGCUGGGGCAACCAAGGGAACAUAUGUUCCUCCAAGCCAGAGAGCAGGGGCAGAGAGAACCGGAUCUGAUAUGAGACGCAGAAAUGAUGAAAACUCUGUUCGGGUCACUAACCUCUCAGAGGACACAAGGGAGCCAGACUUACUUGAGCUCUUCCGGCCUUUUGGUGCUGUAAGCCGUGUUUAUGUUGCUGUUGAUCAGAAAACUGGUAUGAGCAGAGGAUUUGGUUUUGUUAACUUUGUGAACAGAGAAGAUGCUCAGAGAGCCAUCAACAAACUCAACGGAUAUGGUUAUGACAAUUUAAUCCUUAGAGUCGAAUGGGCCACCCCAAGAGCAAAUUAAAGGACUGCGGUGACUCUCUCUCUCUCUCUCAACUACUAUUGAGGAUUUGCCUAGCUUUUCAUAAGACAUCUGACAUGUUUUUGGUGCUUGGCAAUUUCUGCUAAGAUGUUUUACGUUUAAUUAAUGUUUGUCAAGAUUUGUUGUGCCUUUUUGUAUUUCAAACUCGAGUACGAUAAUUGAUAAGCUAUCUAUCUACAUGGUCCGUGGGUGCUUUUUCACU
This is a messenger RNA of Juglans regia (Persian walnut), 1204 nucleotides long. Its product is annotated as eukaryotic translation initiation factor 3 subunit G-A-like. The coding region runs from base 115 to 984 and encodes 289 amino acids. Gene Ontology annotation, cellular component: cytoplasm; eukaryotic translation initiation factor 3 complex. NCBI's taxonomy places the organism in Eukaryota, Viridiplantae, Streptophyta, Magnoliopsida, Fagales, Juglandaceae. The transcript is spliced from 2 exons. Gene Ontology annotation, molecular function: translation initiation factor activity; RNA binding. The record is from RefSeq and is a predicted model, not a curated record.